This is a messenger RNA of Nicrophorus vespilloides, 339 nucleotides long. RefSeq names its product serine protease inhibitor dipetalogastin-like. Gene Ontology annotation, molecular function: protein binding; serine-type endopeptidase inhibitor activity. The transcript has a single exon. NCBI's taxonomy places the organism in Eukaryota, Metazoa, Arthropoda, Insecta, Coleoptera, Silphidae. The record is from RefSeq and is a predicted model, not a curated record. The coding region runs from base 1 to 339 and encodes 112 amino acids.
AUGAAGACUAUCGUCGUUCUCCUCUUUGUCGUCGCUGCUGCUGUCGCCCAUGAACCUUGCCGCUGUUUUCAGUUUGAAUCGCCAGUCUGUGGAUCUGAUGGUCGUACUUAUGGCCACGAGUGCUUCUUGAAGUGUGAACAGCGCACAAAUUCUGCUCUAACUUUCGCCUAUCGUGGAAAAUGCCUCGAACAUUGCUCCUGCACCAAGGAAUACAAUCCAGUUUGCGGUACCGACGCAGUCACUUACCACAACUUGUGCCUCUUCGGAUGCGCUCGUGAAAACGACGCCUACUUACAUAAGCUUUACGAUGGUCCUUGCAAGAUUGAUCAUACGCCAUAA